Messenger RNA from Linum trigynum, 4007 nucleotides. The record is from the annotation of a GenBank genome assembly. NCBI's taxonomy places the organism in Eukaryota, Viridiplantae, Streptophyta, Magnoliopsida, Malpighiales, Linaceae.
UCACCUUCCUCCGGCCAAAUGGCUGGCGCCCACGCUAGUAAAUAUAAAUAGAGAAAAAGAUACCAGACCCUAUAUGUCCUUCCUACGAUUCCCUCUCACAAUUGUAUGCUCUUGUCAUCCAUUUUAUACUUUUAUCUAUCUUGUGUUUGUUAAAAUGAGGACAUAAUUAUGCUAGCUUUUUUCAAAAGGGGGAAAAAAUGAGAGUACAUGCUCUGUCCUCUCUUCUCAUCGAAGGUUGCUCGUUCGUUUGGUUAAGCUUCCUCUGCCUGCUCGCAAAUGGUGGGCGUGCGUUCCUCUCAGUCUUACUCCUCUGCUUAGCCAUGUGUGCUGGUGGGGAGCGAACGGCGCCGAUUUGACGGCCGGUGAUUCUCGAGCUUGGGAUUGGAUCUGGCAUCCUGCAUGCGGCAAGGCGAGAAAUGGGAGUUGGGAAAAGGAAAUGACGGUGGAAUCCCGAUGGGGGAUGUGAGAGUAUUCGACGCCGGCUUUGUUUUCGGUGGGCCGAGGUCCCAGGUGGGCGACGAUCACCACCGAAGGGUGUGGCAAAGGAGGAUAGGGGCGGCGGUGUUCAGCUGAACCGAAAGGAUCAGGUUCCUCUUUCCUCGCUGGAAAAAAAAGAGAAAAAUAUGAGAAUACUGAAGAAAAUAAAAAAAAAAAUCCCUCAAAUUCGGGAUUGGGAAUGUGCGAGAAAAUCUCGUGAGGCUGAAGAUCAGGAUGGAAGAGGACUCUUAGAGGGAUACCUCCUCCUGAAAAUAUAUGAUGGGAUAGACUCGAAUCGAGAGUCUGUUCAGGAGACGGUGCUACACUUGGCCCCGAAGUGGGUCUAUUUAACCACUGCGCGUCGCUACCAAAAUCACUCUUCCAUUUCUACUCAUCCUAAUUGUGAAGGUGAUUGGCAGACGCGAGCGAUAGUUGAACGUGAAGAAGAAAGAACUCAGUACCCAGGUAUGGGAAUCUUGAGGUGGUUUCAAAACUUGGUGAUAUGUUGCUGGGGUUUGGUGACUCGUUUAUGUUAUGAUUUCUAUGUGAAGAACUCUGGGUUGGGGGCUUGGUUGCGAAAACUUGCUUUUAAGCUGCUAUUAUGGGCGGACAGAAUGUGGAAAGAGUGUUUAGACUCUUGCUUUGUGUUUGUGAUCAACAGGGAUCAGGUUGUGCGGGAAGCGAACAUGGCGUCCUCAUUGAUGAAGACAAAGAAGGGCGGAUCAGGGAAGGACGCUGGUGUCAAACCAGUUCAUGAGGACCAGAUUGUGGAUUUCCCGACUAUGGAUGUGGAGACUAGCAUGAAGCGAGCUAAGUCAAGCCUGCUUGGCCGCUUAUUCAUGGAAACACGUCCCAGCCUCUCUGUCAUUCUGCGUAUUGUGCAAGGAGCAUGGAACUGCUCCAAGAAUGUGGUCAUUAUGGAAGCGAAGGGUGGGCUGCUGCAGUUCCUCUUCGAUGAUGAUGAAGAUAUGGAACGGGUGCUGCAAAGAACUCCGUUGCCGGUCAAGGAUCAUGUCCUCCAGCUACAGAAGUGGGAACCGAUAACUGAGGCGAUUAUGGAAUCCUUAGCAUUUUCCCCAUUCUGGGUUCAGAUGUGGGGGAUCCCCUUGCAUUGCCGAGAGGUGGCAUUCAGGAGAACCAUGGCCGAAGCAAAAAUUGAGGAGGUACUGGAUGCAGGGCUAUUCGGCAUCUGCGGGGAGUUUGGGAAUUUCAUUAAAACAAGGGUUAAGCUGAAUGUGCUGCAGCCGUUGAGAUCAAAGUUGUGUGCUCGUAAUGAAGUGGCGGGGGAGUUCUGGGUGUAUCUUAUCUAUGAGUUCCUACCGCUAUUAUGUUACCAUUGUGGGAGAUUGCGACAUUUGGAGAAGAAUUGCUCUUUCCCAGAUCCGGAAGGGGAUGAGGAGUAUGGUCCGAGGAUGUCUACGAAUGUUAUCGACUACAGACUGAAUGCAGAAGUGCCUCGGUUGCCGAAAUCAGUUUGGAUUAAUCCGAACCUGGAGGGGGCUGCUAAGAGGGAAAGUCGAGACGAUGACAGAUGAAAGGGGCUGGAGAUGGCGGCUGCACCGAAGCCAGUUGUGAUGGGUUUGAAGACGUCGAAAGGCGCUGCUGGUGGGAUGGAAGGGAAAAAGAGGGAAGCUGGGAAGAAGAACAUGGAGGGGAAGGGGAAGGCUGCUGUGGCUAGCUCAUCUUCAAGGAAUAGCAAGGGAGUGGUGGGUGAAAUUCACAGUGGUGAAGGUGCGCAGGGGAGUGGGGAGGGGAAAAAGGCGGCAGGGUCGGCGAGAAGAAUCCGGGAUGAGAAUAUGAUGGGGAGGAAUAAAGGGCUGGCGGGGAAGGAUGUUCAUAAGCUGGGUGAGUCGCAAGGCACACGAAAGCAGGCAGGGAUGCAAGCGACAAAGCUGGCUCGACCGAGGACUGACAAGUGAGGCGCACAGGCUGGAAAUUAUCAGAUUUGUUCGUCGGGGGUGGAGGAUGCUGCACCGGCGUGGGGGAAGGAGGGAGAUCUCUCUAUUAUGGAUCAAAUGGUGGAUUCAGCUACUAAGCUGAUGAAAAAGGCGACGGUGAACCUGAAACUGGACGAGUAUGGCUCUAAUUUAAUAAAGGUUUUCCGAAUGACAGCGCCAGAGAUGGAGGUUGUGGAGGAGAGGAAACGUGUUGCAGCGGAUCCGACCCCUUUGACGAAAAUUUGUGUUCCAAAUUCUUGUGUUAAUAAUGAUGUAGUGGUGGAGGAAGCCAGCCCGAAAUGGCCCCAAUUGCCCAAAUAAGGCUUGUGUCUUUGAAUGUGAGGGGUAUCGGGACCACUCUCAUGCUCCAAUCGUUGUUAGGUCUAGUUCGGUCAAAUAAUCAGAUCUGAUUUUUCUGUCGGAAACGAGAUCUCAUCGUCGGGUCGUAGUGCGUUGUAUGCGCCGUUUAGGUUUUUCGUCGGAUUCUUGUUUUUUAGUUGAUGUUAAUUCGUCAGGGGGUCUAGUGAUUGGUUGGUCCCCCAAUGUAAGUGUUUCUGUCGGUUGUAGUUCGUCUUUCUUUAUCUCUGUUACGAUUAAUAAUAAUGAGUCCCCAUAUAUGGUGGUGUGUGUGUAUUUGAGUUGUGUCGCUGCAACGCGUCAGUCUCAACUUGCUUGUUUGCAAGCGUUUUGUGCGACUUUGACAGUUCCUUUUCUGGUGGUUGGAGAUUUUAAUUCUAUCUUGUCGUCAAAUGAAAAAAUGGGGGGUACAGCCUGGAAUCCAACUCAAUCUGCGGAUCUUCGAGCCUUUAUGGAUAAUUUGGGUCUUCAGGAGUUAGGCUACCAGGGGAGUCCAUUUACGUGGACAAAUAAACGGAUGGGUAAUGCUUGUGUGAUGGAGAGGCUAGACCGGGCCUUAGGAUAUGCGCUGUGGAUGGACGCCUACCCAUCCUCGGUGGUGAAAUAUUGCACCAAUCUAGGGUCGGACCAUCGAGCGAUUUUGAUUGCGGAUAAAUCGUUUGUGCGGAACUGUCGGCUGCUGUUUAGGUUUGAUGCUCGUUGGGCGGACAAUCCUGAGGUUCGCCUGUUUGUCCAGUAUGUGUGGAGCCAGGAGGAGUGAGGGUCUCCUAUGUAUAGGCUUUGGCAACGACUUAAAAAACUGCGACAUCUCCUAUAUGAUUGGAGUCGGGCAGGAACGACCAAUUCAGCAAGGGAGAUCCGGGUGCUCCAGACAGAGAUUGAUGCCUUACAGAAUGCGGCCCCAGUGGAUGGGGAGAGGAUCCGGGGUCUGGAAGAAGAGCUGGCCAGGCAAUGGGAGGCUGAAGAAGUGUUAUGGAAAUAGAAAUCGCGGGUUUGGUGACUGAAGGUGGGCGACCGGAAUACGUCUUAUUUCCACGCGGUCACGCGUACGAGACGCAAACGCAAUUUCGUGGAAAAGUUGCAGAAACCAAGCGGGUAAUGGGUGACUGAAGAGAAGGAUAAGGCGGAGUUGGCAGUGGGCUUCUAUUAGCAUUAGUUCACAUCGGAGACUACGGUUGAGAAUAUUGCGGCGCGAGUAGCAGAGUUGCCCAUUUUACAUAAAGUCUCUGAAAGUGU